AUGGUCAUUCGUAUACCUAUCCUUCUGUUAGUUCUUUGCGGCCCUGUGUUUGCACGCUCGGUAGCUGGAUCGGCUGUUCAAACAUCCAACGGCGAGAUUAUUGGCCAUAGAUCGCACGAAUAUCCCGACGUGAUUGAGUAUCUGGGAAUUCCCUAUGCUGCACCACCAAUUGGGAAAUUGCGCUUUGAACCACCAGAACCAUAUCAAAGGGGUCCAGAGUAUGUUGCCAGCCACUAUAAAUGUAUUUCAUCUGAAACGUAUAGCGACUGCCCAUACGCUGUGGGGUCAACGAUUAAUUACCCUCAUAAAACACCACAGUUCGACAAUAUAAUGAGCGCUUUCACCUCAUCAACGAAUAACAGUCACAGUGAAGACUGUCUGACCCUAAAUGUCUGGAGCAAGAAGGCAGACAAUUACACCUUAAAGCCUGUUGUAGUUCAUUUCCAUGGCGGGAGAUGGACAUCCGGAACAACCAAUACUCCUUUCUACCAGGGAGCAAACUUUGCCUAUGUUGAGGAUAUUGUUGUUGUCACUGCGACAUACCGAAUGAAUAUUUUUGGCUUUCCCGGUAUCCCUGGGAAGCAGUCCAAUCUCGGACUUCUAGACCAGCGAAAAGCAGUGGAGUGGGUACGGGACAAUAUCCAGGCAUUCGGCGGUGAUCCCAGUCGAAUUAUAAUGUCAGGGCAAUCUUGUGGUGGCGCCGCCGCCGAUUAUUGGGCAUAUUCAUAUCGUGACGACCCUGUCGUGGCUGGCCUCAUUUCGCAUUCGGGAACGGCGGACAGCUUCCCAGCCAAUUCCCCAGAAUUAUCCACACAGCACUGGGAGGAGCUCACUUCGUUGAUGGGAUGCAGAUCGGGUGACGUGCUGGGGUGCAUGAAGAGGCAGAAUGCAACAGCAUUAUUAGCUGCAUCGGGCAAGAUCAAGCCUCCUGCAACCAGUAGUGCAGCCCGAACGCAGCCCGCCUUCCAGCCAACUGUGGACAAUAUCACGGUUUUCAGUGACUACGAACUGCUUGCAAGGGCAGGAAGAUUUGCACACCUUCCAUAUCUUGCUGGACAUACCCACAAUGAGGCUGGUUUCUAUAAGAUCUCAGCGUGGGCCAAAAUAUCUACAUUGCCUGAGUCGGAAUGGCAAGCGUUCAACAAGGAGACCUUCACACGCCCUACUGAUGAUGCAGUCAUGGCUCGGAUACGUGCGGGUGUUCCUGCAUGGCGCUUCCGUUACUUUGCCGACUGGAACAACACCCGUUUGUACCCAACUAGCGGGGCUUAUCAUGGAGUGGAGUUGAACAUGAUUUUUGGCAACUCUCAAGCCGUAACUAAUAUCUCGGAAAGCGCCCACCAGGUGAAACUACGCAGAAGGAUGCAGCAUGCUUGGGCAGCCUUCGUCGCUGACCCCCACCACGGUUUGGAGAAACUGGGAUGGCCCCGUUUCUCUCUGACUGGGACUACAUUGAUCGCUUUGGGUGAAGAGAACAAACCAGGUGCAAGAUUUGUAGAUCCCGGCUUAUACAAUGUUGGUUGUUGGAACGACACGGCUUAA
Messenger RNA from Aspergillus pseudonomiae, 1542 nucleotides. RefSeq names its product carboxylesterase. Bases 1 to 1542 code for a protein of 513 amino acids. The record is from RefSeq and is a predicted model, not a curated record. Lineage: Eukaryota; Fungi; Ascomycota; Eurotiomycetes; Eurotiales; Aspergillaceae. The transcript has 5 exons.